AGUAAAAAGCCCAUACCAGAGCAAUCAUUGCUAUUUUCCUUUAUAUAAGAUUUUUGGAGCUAAAUAAGAGUAUAAAAGGGGAGUAGUUUCUAGUAAUUUGAUUACCAAUUGAUAUGUUACGAAUGGCUAACUGAUAAUCAAUCAGAAUAUAUCAACCAUGUUUAAACCAAUUUCACAAACAAGUGCAUUAAAGACCGUAAGUCAAAUUACCGUUCAUUCUCAAUCCUUAACCACGAAAGUCGCUACCAAACCUAAUGCGAAAAUUAUUACCAAUUCAAUUAGAUCAUAUUCAAUAUUAGAUAAUGCAAAAAUUGCUAUGGAUAAAUUGAAUAAGGGAGCUGGUAAAGUUGCGGCUGAUGGAUUAGGAUUUGCCGAACAAGCUACUAAGACUGCAAAAUCAGGUGUACAUGAAAUCAACAAGAAGACAGUUGAAACUCUUGAUACCGUUAAUAAAUCUACGGGGAAAGUUCUAGCUGAUGGAAUGGACGCUGUAGAACAAGCUGGCGAGAAAGCUAAGGCCGCUAAGGACGAGGCUCUUCUUACUAAGGAUCAACUUGAAGCUAAAAAGAGAGUCAGAGAACAUCAUAAGGGGUAUAAGGAUUUGCAAGAUAAAGGUAGCAAGACCGAGAGUGAACAAAAUCGCCCUGAUGAUGCCGUUUGAACGCUGCUUAUUUAAAUAAUAUAUAUAAAUAUAUAUAUGUGAGAUUUACAAUAUAUG
This is a messenger RNA of Scheffersomyces coipomensis, 718 nucleotides long. RefSeq lists its product as uncharacterized. The transcript has a single exon. The record is from RefSeq and is a predicted model, not a curated record. The coding region runs from base 158 to 661 and encodes 167 amino acids. Lineage: Eukaryota; Fungi; Ascomycota; Pichiomycetes; Serinales; Debaryomycetaceae.